Molecule: messenger RNA, 5373 nt
Organism: Oncorhynchus kisutch (coho salmon)
Lineage: Eukaryota; Metazoa; Chordata; Actinopteri; Salmoniformes; Salmonidae
Product: serine/threonine-protein kinase 32A
Exons: 13
Coding region: 354-1574 (406 amino acids)
Biological process (GO): G protein-coupled receptor signaling pathway; protein phosphorylation; regulation of signal transduction
Molecular function (GO): G protein-coupled receptor kinase activity; ATP binding; G protein-coupled receptor binding
Source: RefSeq, a predicted model, not a curated record
AGUCCUGUUCGUGGGUCGUGGCAGGUAUCCGCAUGCGUCGUCCUCAAACAAUUGAUGCCGUGAGCUGUUCUCAGAUUUUUAAAUAGGCUUACCUUUUAUAUUUUAUCUGGACAUGUUAUUUCUCUCCAAGGCCCGCGGCAUUUGAAGGUUGGGCUCCUGUUGAGGGUGGUCAGAGAUAGAGUCACACCACUACGUGUAGUACUGAGAAGAGUGGCCAAGUUCCAAUACACGGACUGGUGUAUCUAGGUAGGGUGGUCCAGCCCAGGCUCCAGGCUAUGUCUCCCUGGAUGUGGGAGAGCUAUUCUAUGCUGAGUUGAAAGGGACCUGCUUGGCUGGGGAAUACGGGAACAGACAUGGGGCUGGGACAGUCCAACAAGGCUCCUGUCACCGAUGACACAGAGGAGAUUCAUUUCGAUCACUUCCAAAUCUUAAGGGCUAUCGGGAAAGGAAGUUUCGGGAAGGUGUGCAUUGUGCAGAAGAAGGACACAAAGAAAAUGUACGCCAUGAAGUACAUGAACAAACUGAAGUGUGUGGAGCGGAACGAGGUCCGCAAUGUCUUCAAGGAGAUGCAGAUCAUGCGGAACCUCGAGCAUCCCUUCCUUGUCAACUUCUGGUACUCAUUCCAAGACGAGGAGGACAUGUUCAUGGUAGUGGACCUGUUGUUGGGAGGAGACCUACGCUAUCACCUCCAGCAGAAUGUUCACUUCUCAGAGAACACUGUCAAGCUGUACAUCUGUGAGAUCGCCCUGGCGCUGGGCUACCUCCGCAGCAAACGCAUCAUCCACAGAGACAUCAAACCUGACAACAUUCUGCUGGACGAAUACGGACAUUGUCACCUGACAGACUUCAACAUCGCUGCCAUCGUCAAAGACGAUCUAAGAGCCACAUCUAUCGCAGGGACAAAACCAUACAUGGCCCCGGAGCUGUUUCAGCCACACGAGGGGACACAUCCUGGCUACUCCUUCUCUGUGGACUGGUGGUCUCUGGGUGUCACUGCCUACGAGCUGCUGCGAGGACAGAGGCCGUACAUCAUGCGUUCCAGCAUGCCGGCCAAUGAGAUCCUCCAGAUGUUCCACAAGGUCAACCCCAGCUACCCCAUGGCCUGGUCUCUGGAGAUCAAGUCUCUGCUCAGAAAGUUGCUGUGUAUUGACGUGCACCAGCGAGUGUCCUGCCUGGCUGAGCUACAGGAACUGGACCUGCUGUCUGACGUCAACUGGGACUCCGUGCUCAACAAACAGCUUCCCCCCGGCUUCAUCCCCAACAGGCGGAGGCUCAACUGCGACCCCACCUUUGAGUUGGAGGAGAUGAUUCUGGAGUCUAAACCGCUGCACAAGAAGAAGAAGAGACUAGCCAGGAAGACCAGAGAGCAGGGUUCUGACGGGUCCCCCCAGAACGGUCAGCUCCAACAGCGCCUGGACAAUGUGGAGAGGGACUUCCUCAUCUUCAACAGAGAAAGGUCAAAGAAGGCUGUAGUGGGAACAGAAGCAACAGGCCUCACCACGACAGAGAAGAACAAGGCUAUUGAAGACGGACAGAACAACAACGUGGACCCGGCAGCCUACAUAUCAGGAUAGUGGACUACGGCUUUAGCCCGAAGUCGCUAUGUGUAUCUGGCCGCAGCUUGUAGAUCAACACCCAAUCUCCCACUCUCCCUCUGCCGCCGGCCGGUGUAGGCACUCAGAUUGACCUUUAACCCUGACACAUUCCCCAACAGCCAGCCACUAUACCCAGACUGCUGGAGGUCACAUAGACUACUACUUUACAGAGUGAGUGGCACCUGACCUAGAGCAGACAGACAGACCCUGGCUCGUUCUUCUUUUCCUAGCCCAGGGAUGUGGCCUCUCAGUGGUCACCCCUUCUUACACUCUGCCCUACCCUGACUUGGUCUGACUUGGCCUGAUGCACCAUGAUCCCCUGGAGCUCCCCUCCCUCCACCAAGUCAGCCAGGCCCAGAAAAUGAUUUUCCUGCCAACCCAACAGGAAGCAGAGACAGACAGGAUACAGCCACCAUGCCUGCUAAGCUGAGGCUUAGGCCAGGAAGAAAAUGAAGCCUGAUGUUGACAAAUAGGGUACUAUGUCUGCAGUACAUGAAAACAGAGAAAGGGGGUGUAAGUUGCCUCACAAAAAAUGAAUAAUAAUUAGAGAUGAGAUAUACUGCCUUUGUUUUCAAGACACCAACCACAGAUUCCUCUUGGAAUACAAAGGGAACCACUGACUUCAGCAGAGACAGAGUUUACUUAAUGAGUCUCUGUGAUGACGUUAGGCAUCACUUGUGCCUCUCAAGCAAACCAAGAUGACGGGUACUUGACAUGGACAUUUGGGAUAUAAAUAUUUAUAGAUAAAUAGAUAUUUAUUGUCUGUUCCGCACAGAAAAUAGCUUUGCACACGCUUCUCCAUUAAUCGUAGAGGUCAAAGUGUAGUGUCUGAAUUCUCUUCUGUUUAAUAUAGGGGUGCCGUAUAGCUACUACUGUAUAUGACACCUGAUUGGUUUCCCCAUGCAGACAAUGAUAAUCAUAUAUGUAGUCUAAUUGAAGUCACCAUCCUGUUGUUCAAUAUGUGCUUGGAAAAUAGCUUUGCCAGUCUUUUGACCCUUUCUGCAAUACAAUUACAUAUUAUCCAAGGCUUUCCCUGUCCCAGGUUAUCAGACCUACUAUUGGCACCUUUAUAACAACCAUUAUUGGUACAGAUAUUCUAAUUAUUGUAGGUUUUGAUAAAUGUAUGUCAUUCAAGGGCCCAAUGAAAGCAGAGUUGUAAAAUUAGUACUCUUAUUUGGUUUUUCAUUUGUUGUCACUGUGUGGACUAUUACCUGUAAAUGUGGUCAAGCAGCGAUUAUAAAAGUUGUGCCUUAAUGUAAUACUUUUCUUUGGGACCCCGACCUUAUUAUUUUAUUAAAUACACAAAAUGAGCAGUUAGGUAACAUCUGGGAAUUCAAAAGGAAUAGUUCACCAGUGUUUAUUUAUUUUUUGCUAUUGAAAAGUAGCACAGUAAUAAAGUGCUUUAGGGGUUACCUAACUAACUGCUUGUUUGUUUGUUUUUGUUUGAAUAAAUAGCCAGAUAAGAACUGUGGCCUUGUGUGGAUUUAGCAACCGUUGGAGGCAUUGUUUAGAAAGACUGAAAAACAUCAUUGUAAAAGAGAAAAAAAGUUGCAUUUAUCUCCUCCUGUGCAGACUGCCUUGGGUCAUACCACAGCACUUCCCAAUCCUAUUACCUGGAGCUGUGCACCUCUAUAUGGAGUAUAGUGGUUAUAGUGGGUAUGGAUCUCUAUAUGGAGUAUAGUGGUUAUAGUGGGUAUGGAUCUCUAUAUGGAGUAUAGUGGUUAUAGUGGGUAUGGAUCUCUAUAUGGAGUAUAGUGGUUAUGGUGGGUAUGGAUCUCUAUAUGGAGUAUAGUGGUUAUAGUGGGUAUGGAUCUCUAUAUGGAGUAUAGUGGUUAUGGUGGGUAUGGAUCUCUAUAUGGAGUAUAGUGGUUAUGGUGGGUAUGGAUCUCUAUAUGGAGUAUAGUGGUUAUAGUGGGUAUGGAUCUCUAUAUGGAGUAUAGUGGUUAUAGUGGGUAUGAAUCUCUAUAUGGAGUAUAGUGGUUAUAGUGGGUAUGGAUCUCUAUAUGGAGUAUAGUGGUUAUAGUGGGUAUGAAUCUCUAUAUGGAGUAUAGUGGUUAUAGUGGGUAUGGAUCUCUAUAUGGAGUAUAGUGGUUAUGGUGGGUAUGGGGCGGGAGGGUAGCCUAGUGGUUAUGGUGGGUAUGGAUCUCUAUAUGGAGUAUAGUGGUUAUAGUGGGUAUGGAUCUCUAUAUGGAGUAUAGUGGUUAUAGUGGGUAUGGAUCUCUAUAUGGAGUAUAGUGGUUAUAGUGGGUAUGGAUCUCUAUAUGGAGUAUAGUGGUUAUGGUGGGUAUGGGGCGGGAGGGUAGCCUAGUGGUUAUGGUGGGUAUGGAUCUCUAUAUGGAGUAUAGUGGUUAUAGUGGGUAUGGAUCUCUAUAUGGAGUAUAGUGGUUAUAGUGGGUAUGGAUCUCUAUAUGGAGUAUAGUGGUUAUAGUGGGUAUGGAUCUCUAUAUGGAGUAUAGUGGUUAUGGUGGGUAUGGGGCGGGAGGGUAGCCUAGUUGUUAUGGUGGGUAUGGAUCUCUAUAUGGAGUAUAGUGGUUAUGGUGGGUAUGAAUCCUGUAGUUGUAGAGCUGUCUGGCUCUUCCUAGAGGGGAAGUCAAGAGCAUACCAAUCACACUACUGACUGAGUGGGAAUCAUCAUCUCCUGGAGCACAUAGAGAGAGGGUGAGAGAGAAAAGGAGGGGGGAUUGAGAGAGAGAUAUGGGGGAGAGAGAGUGGAGAAAAGAGAAAGGAGAAAGGAGAGAGAGGAGGUCUUGAGAGAAAGAGGAAGAGAGAGGGAUGGGAGAGAGAGGGAGGGAGAAAGAGAGUUGUGUACAUAACCUGUGAAAACGAGGUGAUGAGUUUGCCAGAGAAAUAGCUCAGACUACACUAGACCUGUCAUUGAGGGUUAAACACUAGACCUGUAGUUGAGGGUUAAACACUAGACCUGUAGUUGAGGGUUAAACAUUAGACCUGUCAUUGAGGGUUAAACACUAGACCUGUCAUUGAGGGUUAAACACUAGACCUGUCAUUGAGGGUUAAACACUAGACCUGUAGUUGAGGGUUAAACACUAGACCUGUCAUUGAGGGUUAAACACUAGACCUGUCAUUGAGGGUUAAACACUAGACCUGUCAUUGAGGGUUAAACACUAGACCUGUCAUUGAGGGUUAAACACUAGACCUGUCAUUGAGGGUUAAACACUAGACCUGUCAUUGAGGGUUAAACACUAGACCUGUAGUUGAGGGUUAAACACUAGACCUGUCAUUGAGGGUUAAACACUAGACCUGUCAUUGAGGGUUAAACACUAGACCUGUCAUUGAGGGUUAAACACUAGACCUGUCAUUGAGGGUUAAACACUAGACCUGUAGUUGAGGGUUAAACACUAGACCUGUCAUUGAGGGUUAAACACUAGACCUGUAGUUGAGGGUUAAACACUAGGCCUGUCAUUGAAGGUUAAACACUAAACCUGUAGUUGAGGGUUAAAAGCUAGAAUUAAUGAUGGCAGGUAGAUAAACAAAUGCAUUUAUGAUUGGUUCCAUCUCUAUGCUUGGUGUGUGAUCAAUUUUCUAUUAUGUACUACAAUGAAACACUGCCACCUGGUGUUUGUGAGUAGUGUACUUAAACACAUUUUACCUUGGCAUCAAGGGCAGUUUAUUUAGUCCCUGCCAACAGUAGACUGAGAAAACAGGAUUUAGUUGUACUCAGAUGUCAAAGACGUGAAUUGAAAUAUGGUGUUUACAAAAAUCCUUUCACCUUUAAAUUAUUUAUGUCUAUGCUAAUCCAGUAAUCUAUUUCAAAUAAAGA